Messenger RNA from Vigna radiata var. radiata (mung bean), 1874 nucleotides. Its product is annotated as GDP-mannose transporter GONST1. Gene Ontology annotation, molecular function: GDP-mannose transmembrane transporter activity; antiporter activity. The record is from RefSeq and is a predicted model, not a curated record. The transcript has 8 exons. Bases 479 to 1507 code for a protein of 342 amino acids. NCBI's taxonomy places the organism in Eukaryota, Viridiplantae, Streptophyta, Magnoliopsida, Fabales, Fabaceae. Gene Ontology annotation, cellular component: Golgi apparatus.
AUUUAAUUCAAAGCUAUCACAAGCCCAAGGAACAGGGUAUCUUUGCCAUCCACGGUUCAUGCGAAUUGCAAAAGGACAAAACACAACAAAAAAAAAUCCACAAAAGUUGGUAGCAGCUUCCUUCCUUCUUCAAAUGCGACGAAGUUUCUACUUUCAAAAUUCCCAACCUCUCUUCGUUCUCUCCGUACAUCAACGCCGUUUCUGGCUCCUUUAAUCCCCAAAUUUCAUCAUUUAUCUUUCAGCGCUUCUUUGCCUUCCUUUGAAUCCAAGCCUUGCCAAUAAAACCAUUACAGUGAUUAUCCCUGAUGGGUUUUUCUCGUCGAUCAUAAUCAUAUCUGGGUUUGUUAAAAAGGUUUUUCCUUUCCACGUGUCUCCUUACUUGUCGAUCCUGAGCUCCGUAGCUUGAACACUGUGUUACUGUGAAGUUUUAUUUUUAUUUGCCGUUGGAUCAAUUCAGCUUAAGGCAUAACUGGAUCACAUGAAAAUGAUGCCUUCAUCUCCCAAUGAAGAACAAUUUGACGUAGAAAAUUCCAAGUUGGACAAAGACAAAGAAAGAACUCCAAGAACUGCGAGGGUAGUAAAAGUCCACAAUCAGGCCUUAUUGUCUGGACUUGCAUAUUGUUUUUCCUCCUGUGGCAUGAUAUUGGUUAACAAGUUUGUACUUUCCAGCUAUGAUUUCAAUGCCGGGAUAUCCUUGAUGUUGUACCAGAAUUUGAUUUCAGUUGUUAUUGUUUCUGUGUUGAGUAUUAUGGGUUUAGUUUCAACCGAGCCGCUGACAUGGAGAUUGAUUAAGGUCUGGUUGCCUGUGAAUGUUAUAUUUGUCGGAAUGCUCGUCACAAGUAUGUUUAGUUUGAGAUACAUUAAUGUAGCCAUGGUGACAGUCCUGAAAAAUGUUACUAAUGUCAUAACUGCCCUUGGUGAAAUGUACUUGUUCAAGAAGCACCACGAUGGCAAAGUCUGGGCAGCUCUAUUUCUAAUGAUCAUUUCAGCAAUAACUGGAGGAAUUACUGAUCUCUCUUUUAAUGCAAUUGGCUAUGCUUGGCAGACACUAAACUGCUUCUUAACGGCAUCAUAUUCUCUGACUCUCCGUAGGGUCAUGGAUACAGCAAAGCAAGUUACGAAAUCCGGAAAUUUAAAUGAGUUUUCAAUGGUCUUGUUGAACAACACCCUUUCUUUGCCUUUGGGAUUUUUCCUGAUUGUUGUUUUCAAUGAGGUGGAUUAUCUCUUAAGAACGCCACUUCUGAGAUUGCCUAGCUUUUGGUUGGUGAUGACCUUUAGUGGAAUUUUGGGUCUAGCAAUCAGCUUUACAUCCAUGUGGUUUCUUCAUCAGACUGGAGCUACAACUUACAGUCUCGUAGGUUCGCUGAACAAGAUACCACUUUCAGUUGCUGGCAUCCUUCUGUUCAAAGUCCCUACUAGUUUGGAGAACUCUGCUAGCAUUUUUUUUGGUCUUCUGGCAGGAGUAUUUUUUGCUAGAGCCAAAAUCCGAGAGAGAUCUCAAUCCUAAAGAAUAGUAAAUGCUUACGUGAUAAUUAAUGUUCACACAAGAAGGAAUUAUUCCCAUCUGAGAAAUUUGAUUUCUUGGUUAAGUUGGAGAUGCACUUGAAGCCUGUGUGGUGUUGUCAGAGAUGGCAUCAGCUAAAUUGGGGAUGUUUCAGAUUCCUUCUCCAAGGGACAGUUUUUGGAUCUUUUGAGGAAGGCUCUGCUUGUAUUGAUUGCAUUGGCUCACAUUGGAAGCAAAAUUUGCCACUGAUUUGUAUCAUUGUCACUUCAUUAUUCCAAUGUAUCAUCAUAUUAUGAUUUCUUUGAUAUGAACAAUAACAUUGAAAUGAGAAAAAAAGAGAGUUGAUCUUGCCUUUGGGGCAAGGGUAAUA